GCAAUAAAAUUACAGAAUAACAAGAACUUCUUAGAAAUAAAGCAUUAUUUCAGUAAAAUGCGACGAUAUAUUCUACUUGCAGUAUCGUAGACAUUACAGAUACAUUCUAAUUUAACUUCUGAUCGGUUUUGAUGGGAAUUGAAUGGGUAGAUUUGGGAAUAGAGGACAAAAAGUGCAAAAAUUUGCGUGAAAAAUGAAAGUGUGAAAAGUGAAACCUGCCAGCCAUGUUUGUUGACGUUGUGUUGUGAUAAUCUUUAACAAUGACUAAGGUGAAUAAUUAUUUUCGUACUGGUUCUACCGCAUGGAUCUUGAUUCUGAUGGCUUUUUUGCUGGUCAUGUCGGGUCUUGGAAUGUCGGCCUUUGCCAGUGUUCAUGCUGACGGCCAUGGUGGCUACUCGAUAAAGGCGAUGGCGGUCAGCGACGAUGAAAAACCCUACUGCUCAUUUUUUGCCAACCGAGCUCCAACACCGCAGCCAUUGCUAAAGAACUGCUCGAUGUUCAAGGAUAACAGCUGCUGUCUGCAACAGGAGAUUGCUGCGACAUUUGGGAAGGUGAAGCCCCUGAAGGGGUCCUCAAGAGAAUGCCAGAUUCACAUGAAUUACCUCAUGUGUUACAUCUGUGCACCAACGCAACACAUGUUCUAUUCUCGUGAACGAUUGACUGUAUGUGAAGACUUUUGUGAUGCACUCUAUGAUGCAUGCAAGUCGGCCAUCUUGAAGGGAAGUCUGAUCAGCCAUCUUUAUCAGAACGGACGGUCCUUCUGUCUGAGUAGAAGUUUUGAAGUCGCACCGCCAACUGCUGUGAGAUGUUUCAGAUAUUACAGCGAGAAAGAUAAAAACGCUUCAAAAAAUAUUCAAUACAACAUACGCUUGAUAUCCAUGUGUCUUUUUAUACAUGUUUUAUCUUUUCUCAUCACAAAAAUUCCAUCUGGAAGUCCUGAAAUGAAUACUGUUACAAAAGGAAGCAAAAGGUCAAAAGUGAAACAUAAACUCCUUUCUUCAGUCACAGAAACUGAUUCAGUCAAAAUUGUCAGAGGUGCCAUGUGUUUUUCCAACGCACUGCCAAGUAUGUUUACAGCAAUAUUUCUGUGUUCCAUUCUUCUCCUACCCACAAGUGUGCACAGUGUAAGGCCAUCAGAUGUAAACAGGUGGGCGAGACUUGUAUCAGAAGAUUUCUCGGCAUUCACAGAACAAGGCCUGCAGUUUGAUGCUAUCCAAAGGGCAUAUUUUGACGCCAGUUAUGAUACAAAAGUUGUGGAUGGGAAGACCAAAAUCAAGGAGGUCAAACAAAAGCUAGAAUCUUUUUUCUCCAAGAAAAAGACCAUGGCAGAACAACUUGCAAGGAAGGUUGCAGAUCUUUAUGAUAGUUGGUCCGUGUCCACCCCUGUACCUAUCAGUCUCCAGUCAUUGUCGGGAGAUGACUAUAAAGAUGCGGACUUGGUUGAAACUCUUCCAGGUUACAUGGCGUACAGCAGUGACUUUAAUCUUCCCGUGCUUCUCAAUGCCAGUACAGUGAAGAUUCCAGAUGAUGUAGAGAGGAAUGAUCCUAGCGUCAUCAAAACCGUGAUGCUGACUUCAAAACUUGAUCAACUAUUUCAAGAAAAUGCUAAACUGGACCCAGAUCUGAGGUGGCAGUAUUUUGGUUCUUCAAAUGGUGUCCAUCGUCAGUUUCCCGGCAGAGAGUGGCAGAGUAAUUUCAUUGGGUUUCGGGAGGAUUUCGACCCUCGUUUGAGACCCUGGUACAUAGCAGCGACAUCAGGACCAAAGGAUAUCGUUAUCAUAUUGGAUGGAAGCACAUCGAUGAGUGCAAAUGAAUGCCUCAUGAAGAUGAAGAAGGUUGCCAAGACGUUGAUUGGGAGCCUAUCACCACAGGACUAUCUCAAUGUCAUCGUGUCCAGAUCAACAUACUAUGACAACCAAGGAAUGAAACAGGAGUUCGCACCAGAGUCGUUGGCCUGUAGGAGUGACCGUCUCUUGCAGGCAACGCUGAACCUGAGGAAGAGUAUUAUGGCCAACAUUCAGCUCCUAAAGCCAAAUGGGGGAUCAGAUCACAGAGCUGCAUUUACAAAGGCGUUCAAGUUGCUGGAUGGGCCGUCAAAGUCAGGAUGUCAGAGCAUCAUUAUCUUUAUAACAGAUGCUGCUGGGAAGGACAAGCUGCAGAGAUGUGAUCCAGGUUACUAUCGAUAUGAUUCGGAGAGCAGACGGCGCUAUAUCCCCGGUGACUACUGUGUCUAUAACAUCGAUGAUGUCAUCAAUCACGUCGAGACGCUACAGAAGGGAAGAUCAGAGCCGGUCUCCAUCUUCUCAUUUGUUACCAAGAGCGACGAACAAAACAUCCCAUUCCACCAGGAGCUGACGUGCCAGAACCGUGGCAUGGCCGUGGCCAUCGUGGAUGAUGAUGCGAUCUUUAAGCAGAUGUCCCCCUAUUUCAACAACAUCAACAUCAAUUCGUCUGCUGGGGAUGUUGUUUGGACGUCACCGUAUAUUGAUAAAAGUGGGCUGGGCCUGAUGUUAUCUGCUGCUGCACCUGUCUACAGCAACAAAACUGGAAAGCAUCUCGGUGUCGUGGGUCUUGAUGCUACCUUGACAAGCAUCGAGCGUUUACUACAAUAUGAACGCAGGGGUAUGGCCUAUGCAUUCUUGAUUGACGAAGAUGCCACGGCCGUGGUUCACCCUUUUGUGAAGCCGUCAGCUGAGCUUCUUGAAGAGGCAAUCUUUGCUAACAUUUAUAGCCUGGAGACACAUAAUGGCAAACCUGCCGCGUUCUAUAACGUCGUGAAAGAGAUACUUCAGGACCGAACCGGAGAAUACACAAUCAGGGAUGACGCACAAAGAGCAGUGUCGUUUGAUAACGCCCUCUAUUGGAGACCAGAGGAGUACACUCACUACGUUUAUACACACAUAAAAGGCUCUGAUUUCUAUCUGGUGUUCAGUCUUGGCGAUGGUGACGAUGUAGUCCGCUACGCACGGCCACCAAAUUCUUAUAAUCUGACAUACUUGUCUGAUCUCACUGGUUAUCUGGAGCUGAAGGAGGAGGGGAAGCUAAUCCCUCUAGUCACUGAGUUGAGGAUUGUCAAGGAUCGUGAGAAAUUCACAGGACUUCCGGUAACUAUGGCUGCCUCUACCGUCAAACUGGCUCCAAGAUGUUUCUGUGACCCCGAUGAUUACGUCAAAUUGAAUCGGCCAUCAUUGUUUGACAUUCAUGAAGACAUCAACAAACCCUCCUCUUACUCACCCCCACAAUGUCCAAAUGGAACGUUCCAAACUGGUGUCCGGGCUGAUGUGCACCUGACCGCCAUACCUGAAGACAAAUGGAGGAGGAGGGAUGCUAGCAUUCAGAAUGAGAUCGUGUGGACUUAUAUUGGUACAGCGUCAGGGGUGCUGCGAAUCUUUCCUGGGGCAGAGUUGGAAAAAACCUACGACACUGUCAGUCGUCCAUGGUACAACAGUGCUCUUAUCAACCGAGGGAAAGUGGCCAUCUCAAAAGUCUACCUGGAUGCUUCAAAGAUUGGCAAGGUUGUGACCUUCUCCAAGAAUGUCCACAAAGGUCCAGAUAAGAAUCCUGACCCAGCGACCUGUGCAGCGAUGCCAUUUGGAGAUGGAUGCCGGUGCACCGCAAACAAUAACUGCAAGUCGCAGUUCUGCUUUGAGAAGAUCUGUGCGUCGGAUAUGGUCCAGGGCGUCAUGGGGCUUGAUCUCUUCUACGACAGCUUCUAUGAUAAAGUCACCAGGCAUCUUGUCGAUGCUCACAACAGAUCUGUCUGCAAAUCUGUUUACUCAUGUCGUUAUGGACACACAUGUAAAACCAAGUGUUAUGUCGUCAAUGGAGCAGCCAACCUCGUCCUCGAUUCCGCAUUCCUAAACGUCGCCGACACGGAUCGUCGUCUUUACGAGGACGUGGCCUUGUCUAGUCGACAUGGAUUUGUAUUCCAUAUGUUGCUGAAUGCUGGUAUCUACAGGUCCUAUACGAGGACAGAUUAUCAGGGAGUCUGCACCCUAUCUAAUGAAGACAGUAUCAAUGGCAAGAUCUGGAACUCACCCAUGGGCGUUUCCGCCCCACCGCCAAAAAAUGCCUCGGGUCCAAUCCCACCAUUCCAAAACAAAUAUAGCUGUGUCAGGGAGGUGAUGUACUACCAGGUGAACUACUCGGCCUUGGAGGCUGCGGGGGGCAUGCAGUAUGGCAGCUUGGCCGCAGACCCUUGCGCCAGGGGAGAGUAUUACUUCACAGACAUUCCAGGCACCAACUUAUUCCUACUCAUCCUUGACAACUAUGUGGAAAGAAAGUCGCACUUCAACUUCAACUGCCAGAUUGAAAACAGAGCGCUCAACCCCGGCUCCUUCCCAGUGCAGAAGAACCUCUGUGUGACAGAUGAUCAUAACAUCUUCAAAAAUAUCACGGAGGGAACGUGUCCCGCUAGACAAACCAUCGUGAAAACGUGCAUGGUAUCAGCAGCCAAUCAAAACAGACCUUACUUAAUGAUAUUGAUCUCCUACCUAGCGCUGAUGAUUCAGUACAUGAGGAAACCAGCCCUGUAAAAUAUUUAGUCGCCCUCCAACUUCAAGCACCCCGCUGAUACUACACACAGCGAUGAUCGGCAUAUUUACCUUAUCUACCUAAUGGCCAGCGUAACAUGACUAAUUUACUGUGAUGAGGCAAAAUUAGAAGUAAUUUGGUCGACUUCAAGGCAACCAGGAUGUGAUAGCAAGGUCAGUUAUGUAACAACAUAUGUUGACUUCAGCUUUUGGUCAGGCAACUCAGCAGGAGGUUACCUGGCUCAGAUAUGCUGAGAGCUAAAGUCAAUAAACUAUUCCUCAGAAACUCUCCCCUCAUCAAAUAUCCAUCCCCCCGGCAUCUAAGGAAUUUCCAUUAGUUGGUGGGGGAUGGUCAGGAGAUAAUUUUUACAGGGCUGGUUUCCUCAUGAUUGGAUGGUGUCCUCGUAAAAUGACUUAAAUUUUUGUUUUUUUCCCAAAAUCUUUCAGGCCGAGUGCGAAGUUAUGGUGACUGACAAUUUUGAAAAAAAUUACAAUGUGUUAGGCCCAGAAAUCAGUGCUAAUACAUUGUUUCCAACUAUUUGGUGCUGUCAUCUGUUAGGAGUUCAUCAUCUGCUAUAGUUUGCAAACCGAUAUUGACAAAUUUUUCAUAUCACUCUCAUUUCGAAAUUUUUGCUCAGAAUUUCCAGAGAUCAACCUCAGGUGAAUCUACAUCUUGUCCUGCCAUUAAACAAUUCAAAAUUUCAUGCUGACCAUGUUCUGACAACAUACUGUGUCAACAUGAUGAAGUCAGUUUAAAGUGAUACUAUGAUGUGAUUUACAACUUUGCGGAAAUACGUCCGUUUUUAAUUGUUGAUCACAAAUGUAAAGCUCAAAUUUUCCAUUUUUGAUUAGAUUAAAAUCGGUGUUUUAAUCGCAUCAGACUGGCCAACUGCCGAAAAUGUUCAUGUUGUGACGUCAUCAACGAAAACGUCGUCAGCGUAGCGCGAUUUCAACGGCAUCGAAGCGAGCCAUCCGGGCGGGAUUAAAACCAUCAAUUUCUAGAAAAUGUGCAUUUCGAUUCAAAAAACUUACCGAUUUAUGAGAAAGUGACGUAGUCAUUUGUCAAAAACAGCUAUAACAUUAUAUGGUGAAAUUUGACACGAGUUACCCUUUAAUGUCGCUUGUACAAAAGGCCUGUUAUAUGUAUGUGUAACAGACUUACCACAACUGGCUUAAUUACACAGUAUUUAGUUACUUGGUGCUUGAUCAAUAUAAAGGGUAUAAACUUUUUUGCCAUUAACUUAUUUACUUAAGCCCUUCGUUCCUCUGAGAGCACUCGGCCGCUAAACCGACUGAAAUUAUUUGAGAAAUUACUGUUUUCACUGUAUUUGCCAGGUGAUCAGGAGGAAACCAUUUAAAUCUGUUACAUUCUGCAUGAAAAUUGUUAUUAAAAUAUUUGUCUGUGCCAUAAUGUUCGAAUAGAACUUAUAAUAAUAUUGUCUUACUCUUCAUAAUCAUGUACUCUUCAAUCACGGUGAUAUGCCAUUACAGUGUAAUCAGUGAUUAAAGAAGAAAAUCAUAAUAAUAAUGCAAGUUACUUUAUGUUAAAAAGUAAAAAAACUCAGUGUCCUAUUGAACUAUAUUUUCGCAGUCUGCUUUGGUAAGACGACUACAGCAUCCGAAGUCACCUUUUCAUUAUUUGGUGACCCCAAUUCUGUCAUGGCUUGUGUUGUUAUUUACACGAUGGAUUUUAUUUUUAUCCUGUGUCUACUGAUACUGUGUAGUAUGCUUACAUCAUACUUUUUAUGUUAUUUUCAACCGGUGUUGUCUCUUAUUGAGGCUUUUAACCAAUUUGGACAAUCAUGUGUUCAUUGCAUUAUCAGAAAACAUACCCACCUUGGCAAUUUUUGUUGCAUCAGUAGACUGCCAUUAUUCCACAUGUAGUUGUUGUAUCCGGUUUAAACUCUGCUAUUCACUGCUCGCAAAAAAUGAUUAAAUUGCUGGUUGGCAUUUUGCUUUGCUUGUUCUUGAUAAUGCUUUAUCCAAUCCAGGCAAAGUGUUUUUAGAUACAUGUACUUUGGAUUUCGAAGUUUUAGAUGAGAUAUGACAUAUCUAUGUGUUGCAUUUCCUGCAUGAAGUGAUGAAAAAUCAGAAUGUUCUUUUAGACUUUAGUUCUGUGUUGAACAAAAACCAGGAUUCUCCCAGGAUUUGUUAUAAGUACUACUGACUGCCAGACAACUUAAAUGCCAAAAAAGCAUUUCUUAUUGUUUAUUUUUAAUGUGUAGCAGCCAAAUAAUUUCCAUUGUGCACAGCAUUUAUUAGUUUUUCGAAUGGGAAUUCCACAGUAAUGUCUCCAUGCAUCAACUGGUUUAUACUGAGGCGUGGGAAAUACAGGAGCAUUGUAUAACUUGUGCGCAAGUUAUUUUAAAGGACAAGAAAUUAUGUGUACCUGUUGCACCACAGAGUCAUUGCGUCAUCAAAACCCAUAUCCAACCUGGGCAGUUUUUGUCACAUCUGACGGUAGAGCAUUGCAAGAAAUAAUAAAGACUAGUCUUUAUUAGUGUUGGUAUUUUUCGUAUCCUGUUAGACCUCUGCUACAUGUAGUUCAGAGGUAAAUCCUGAAUUUAUUUCCUGGGGAGUGGCAGUUUGUGAUCAAGUAACAUUUCUAGGUCACCCCUGCCCCUUCCCCCCAAAGUCGCACUGUUGCAGUCAAUCAGUAGUGUAGUAGUACCACUUACAGCACAGAUGCCUGGCUAGCAUGGCCCGAGGGGUAUUUAGGGAGAAAGAUAUAUCUGUUCAAAAACCCUUUCGAUUGAGUAAAAAGUUUGAAUCGGAGGUUGAAGUCUGUAUUCAUGUACAGUAGAACCUCUCUAUUAAGGACACCCUUGGGACUGACAAGUGCUGUCCUUAAUAGAGAGGUUGUCCUUAGUAGAGAGGUGUCCACUGUACAUGUAGCAGCUAUUCUGCGGGAAGAUUACGGGCCUGAAUAUUAUCUGCAUAAUAUGUUAUUCAAGAGUUGAACGCUGUAAAUGUUGUUGUGGUUUGGUCAUAAAUAUUCUAGAAUCAUGUCCAGUGUUU
Molecule: messenger RNA, 7550 nt
Organism: Lineus longissimus
Lineage: Eukaryota; Metazoa; Nemertea; Pilidiophora; Heteronemertea; Lineidae
Product: voltage-dependent calcium channel subunit alpha-2/delta-2-like
Exons: 16
Coding region: 261-4535 (1424 amino acids)
Cellular component (GO): voltage-gated calcium channel complex
Molecular function (GO): voltage-gated calcium channel activity
Source: RefSeq, a predicted model, not a curated record